Messenger RNA from Centropristis striata (black sea bass), 2624 nucleotides. Its product is annotated as zinc finger protein 271-like. NCBI's taxonomy places the organism in Eukaryota, Metazoa, Chordata, Actinopteri, Perciformes, Serranidae. Gene Ontology annotation, biological process: negative regulation of transcription by RNA polymerase II; regulation of immune system process; regulation of cytokine production. The record is from RefSeq and is a predicted model, not a curated record. Bases 204 to 2183 code for a protein of 659 amino acids. The transcript is spliced from 3 exons.
UCCGACCCUCAGUCCUGUCAGAAGGAGGCGCUACUGAUCCUGAAAGCUGUUUGUAAACCGCCAUAAAACAGAAGAAGAAGACGGACCGGAAGUGGGCGUGGCUUAACGACACGCUACAAAGUCGCCAGGGAGUGUUCCAGAGCAGAUCUAGAUCCAGACCAGCAGAGACCAGCGGAGACAGGACAGGAGCAGGACAGAGCGGCAUGAAGGAGGAGGAGCAGGAGCAGGAGGUCUCCAGUAGACCAGGACAGAGCGGGAUUAAGGAGGAGGAGCAGGAGCAGGAGCAGGAGGUCUCCAGUAGACCAGGACAGAGCGGCAUGAAGGAGGAGGAGCAGGAGCAGGAGGUCUCCAGUAGACCAGGACAGAGCGGGAUUAAGGAGGAGGAGCAGGAGCAGGAGGUCUCCAGUAGACCAGGACAGAGCGGGAUUAAGGAGGAGGAGCAGGAGCAGGAGGUCUCCAGUAGACCAGGACAGAGCGGGAUUAAGGAGGAGGAGCAGGAGCAGGAGGUCUCCAGUGGAUCACAUGUUCAGAAAUGUCCUGGAAAUCUAAAGCUUCAUCUAACAGUUCCCACAGGAGAGAAACCGUACAGCUGUGACCAAUGCGGGAAAACCUUUAUCACCAAAGACAAUCUAGGACGCCACCAACGGAUUCAUACUUUAGAGAAACUGUACAGCUGUGACCAAUGUGAGAAAACCUUUGCUCGGAGUGACAGCCUUACACUCCACCAACGGGUUCAUUCUGGAGAGAAACCGUACAGCUGUGACCAAUGUGCGAAAACCUUCAUCUCCAAAGGUGUCCUAAUAGUCCAUAGUCGCUUUCACACUGGAGAGAAACCUUAUUGGUGUGAACAAUGUGGGAAAGACUUUUCUAACUGUACUAACUUUAAAGCCCACCAAUGGGUUCAUGCUGCAGAGAAGCCAUUCAGCUGUGACCAGUGUGAGAAAACCUUUUCUAAGAGAAGUACCUUCAUAGUCCACAAACGAGUUCAUACUGGAGAGAAGCCAUACCGGUGUGACCAAUGUGAGAAAACCUUUGCUCGGAGUAGUUCUCUUCAUAUCCACCAGCGAGUUCACACUGGAGAGAAACUGUAUGGAUGUGACCAAUGUGGGCAAACCUUUGCUCGGAGUAGUCACUUAAAAGUCCACCAACGAGCUCAUUAUGGAGAGAAACCAUACCGGUGUGACCAUUGUGAGAAAACCUUUGCUCGGAGUAGUUCUCUUCAUAUCCACCAGCGAGUUCACACUGGAGAGAAGCCGUAUGGAUGUGACCUAUGUGGGCAAACCUUUGCUUGGAGUAGUCACUUAAAAGACCACCAACGAGCGCAUUAUGGAGAGAAACCAUACCGGUGUGACCAAUGUGGUAAAACCUUUUUUCGGAGCAGUGCACUCAUAGUCCACCAGCGGAUCCAUACUGGAGAGAAACGGUAUGGAUGUGAGGAAUGUGGAAAGAGCUUUUCUCAGAGUAGUUCCCUUAUAAUCCACCAGCGGAUCCAUACUGGAGAGAGACCGUUCCCGUGUGACCAAUGUGGGAAAGCCUUUGCUCGGCCUGGAAGUCUAAACAUUCAUCUCCGCAUCCAUACUGGAGAGAGACCAUACAGCUGUGACCAAUGUGGGAAUACUUUCAAUCAGAUAUCGAACCUGAGAAAACAUCAACGCAUCCAUACUGGAGAGAGACCUUACAGCUGUGACCAAUGUGGGAAUGGUUUCAAUAGGCUGGAUACCCUGAGAAUACAUCAACGCAUCCACACUGGAGAUAAACCUUACAGCUGUGACCAUUGUGGGAGUACUUUCAAUAAAAAACACAACCUGAGAGAUCAUCAACGCAUCCAUACUGGAGAGAAACCAUACAGCUGUGAGCAAUGUGGGAAUACUUUCAGUCUACUACAGAGCCUAAGAAGUCAUCAACGCAUCCACACUGGAGAGAAACCCUACGGCUGUGACCAAUGUGGGAAUGCUUUCAGUCGACUACAGAACCUGAGAAUGCAUCAACGCAUCCAUACUGGAGAGAAACCUUACAGCUGUGACCAAUGUGGGAAAACCUUUUCUCACAGUGGUAGCCUUGAAGACCACCGACGCAUCCACACUGGAGAGAAGCCGUACUGGUGUGACCAAUGCGGGAAAACCUUUUCUCAGAGUUCUAACCUUAAAACUCAUCAACGGGUUCACACUGGAGAGAAACCCUAGUGGUGAGACGAAGGCAGGGAAACUUUUUCUCUGAGUGGUAGUUUUUUAGAAAAAAUAAAAGUUGUUAGAGCAUUAUUAGUAGCCUUUUUUCUUUUUAAUAUCCACAUCAUAAGAUUGUUUUAAGCCUUCAAUAAAAACAGUUUGCUCAUUGUGCUGUCGGAUUAAAGUUCCUGCUGUUGGUCUGUUCUCUUAAAGCCUCCUGCGACUCCCUCACUGUCACAGGUAGGAAACUCUUUGGGAUAGGCUCAAUGUUUUAUGUGAAUCUUUUGAUGCUGAACUGAACAUUUUUACCGUUGAAUUAAACGGAAAAUGUCCAGCUGGAAACCACAUCAUCCCUCAAAUUGUUCUUUGUCCUGAAUUAAUGAACCAAGAGAGGAGAUGAAACAGCAGCUCAUGCAUGUUUAUAAGCAUUAUUUGCAUGUUUUUAUACCAAUAUCUACA